Messenger RNA from Arabis nemorensis, 345 nucleotides. The record is from the annotation of a GenBank genome assembly. NCBI's taxonomy places the organism in Eukaryota, Viridiplantae, Streptophyta, Magnoliopsida, Brassicales, Brassicaceae.
AUGGGAAGUGGAAUGAUAACGACAGUGGUUAUAGCCCUAGCUUUCUUCAUGAUCGGUUCCAACAAUUUCCACGUGGCGACAGCUCAGGUCUGUGGAGCUAACCUGUCGGGACUGAUGAAUGAGUGUCAACGUUACGUCGGCAACGCCGGACCAAAUUCUCCACCACCGUCUCGAUCUUGUUGUGCUUUGAUUCGUCCGAUCGACGUAAGUUGCGCUUGCCGCUACGUUACAAGGGAUGUUAUGAACUAUAUUGAUAUGGACAAAGUGGUUUACGUUGCUCGUUCUUGUGGCAAGAAGAUUCCAUCAGGUUAUAAAUGUGGAAGUUACACUAUUCCGGCGGCUUAA